UUCUCCGUGCACCACAGGCGGUUCCGGAAAAACGCCAAAAAUGCCUCGCAUAAGCAAAACAAAUGCCUCGACGCCUCGCACACACCCAAACACCCGCGCUUGCCCUGGCCUAUAAAAGCGCGGGCCGUGCCACGUUUCUUCACGUCCAGCCUCCAUCUUCUUGCUCGCCCUUUCCGUCGAGCCUACACUAAACCCCGAAUCUGCCCCUACAAACCCGCCUGUCGCCAUGCCAAAACCAACCGUGUUGCUUGUUCUCUACGAGGGCGCCCACCACGCGCGCCAGGAGCCCAAGCUUCUUGGGUGCAUUGAAAACGAGCUCGGCAUCCGCGACUUCGUGGAGCUGAACGGCUACGACUUGGUGUGCACCACGUCCAAAGACCCCAUUGGCGGCUCGGAAGUGGACCGGCUCUUGGCCAGCGCCGAGAUCGUCAUCACCACCCCGUUCUACCCCGCGUACAUCUCGCGGGAGCGCAUCGAGCAGGCGCCCAACUUGAGAUUGUGCAUCACCGCCGGCGUGGGCUCGGAUCACGUGGACUUGGCCGCCGCCAACGAGCACAAACUCACCGUGGCCGAGGUCACGGGGUCCAACGUGCAGUCCGUGGCGGAGCACGUGAUGAUGACCAUCUUGGACUUGGUCCGCAACUUCGUGCCGGCGCACGAGCAGGCCAUGCAGGGCGGCUGGGACAUUGCCGCCGUCGCCAAGGACACCUACGAUUUGGAGGGCAAGGUGGUGGCCACCGUGGGCGCGGGCCGCAUUGGCUACCGCGUCUUGGAACGCUUGGUGGCCUUCAACCCGAAGAAGCUCUUGUACUUCGACUACCAGGACUUGCCGCGGGCGGCCGUGGACAAGCUCAAUGCCGCGUCCGAGUUGUUCAACGGCCACGGCGACAUUGUGCAGCGCGUCGAGAAGCUUGAGGACAUGCUUGCGCAAGCCGACGUGGUGACCAUCAACUGCCCCUUGCACGAGGGCUCCAAGGGCUUGUUCAACAAGGAGCUCAUCAGCCACAUGAAGGACGGUGCGUGGUUGGUCAACACGGCCCGUGGCGCCAUCUGCGUGGAGCAGGACGUGGCGGACGCCGUCAGCCUGGGCAAGCUCCGGGGCUAUGGGGGAGACGUAUGGUACCCCCAGCCGGCGCCCGACAGCCACCCUUGGAGAUCGUUUAGAAACAAGUAUGGCGGGGGCAAUGCCAUGACGCCUCACGUGAGCGGCACCUCCAUCGACGCCCAGGCCCGCUACGCGGCGGGCACCAGGGAUAUUUUGGAGAGCUACUUCUCGAAGAAGUUUGACUACCGUGCCCAGGACUUGAUUGUGAUUGACGGCAAGUACGCUACGCGGGCCUACGGAGCCGAGAACAAGUAGGCUUUCUGGGAAGUAGCUUUGGUGGAGGCAGCUUUUGAAGGAAGCGGUCUCUUUUAAAUGUGGCUACUACAUAGAUGAAUGCAAUGCACGAAGCCUGUGUUGGGCUCGUGGCAAGUAUAUGCUUUUUUUUUUGGUAGAUUCAUCUGAUUAAAGGGGCAA
Metschnikowia bicuspidata var. bicuspidata NRRL YB-4993 is the source of this 1519-nucleotide messenger RNA. RefSeq names its product formate dehydrogenase (NAD+) (gene FDH1). NCBI's taxonomy places the organism in Eukaryota, Fungi, Ascomycota, Pichiomycetes, Serinales, Metschnikowiaceae. Gene Ontology annotation, molecular function: NAD binding; formate dehydrogenase (NAD+) activity; oxidoreductase activity, acting on the CH-OH group of donors, NAD or NADP as acceptor. Bases 227 to 1360 code for a protein of 377 amino acids. Gene Ontology annotation, cellular component: cytosol. The transcript has a single exon. The record is from RefSeq and is a predicted model, not a curated record.